AUGGGGGUUGCAAUUCGUUCAGGCUUUGAAUAUUACUAUUACUACCCCUCUCUAGCAGCGGCGGUGAUAUUCAUCAUCUGUUUCCUGCUAACCACGCUCUUGCACACGUUCCAGCUCGUCCGGACGAAAACAUGGUUCUUUAUACCGUUCCUUAUCGGGGGCUACUGCUACUGCGCCCGUGCCGUCUCUGCCAAUCAAUCCCCCAAUUGGACCAUGGGCCCUUUCCUGAUCAACUCGCUCCUUCCUCUGGUUGCACCUGCGCUCUUUGCGGCUAGUAUAUAUAUGGAAUUGGGGAGAUUGAUCAUCGUUCUUCAUGCUCAACAACACAGCCUCAUUCGAGUGAAAUGGUUGACCAAGAUCUUCGUCACCGGUGAUGUUCUAUCAUUUCUGCUUCAAGCUGGAGGGGCUGGUCUCAUGGGUAGUCACUCUAAAAGCGGUACUGAAACCGGGUCGCAUAUCAUUGUUGGCGGUCUCGUCGUCCAGAUUGUUUUCUUCGGUUUCUUCAUCAUAACCACCGCAAUUUUCCACCAUCGCAUGCUACAAAGUCCGACACCAUGCUCCCUUGAAAUAAACUGGAAAAAGCUCAUCUGGGUAUUGUACUCAGCUAGCGUGCUCAUUCUUGUGCGGUCGAUUUACCGUCUUAUCGAGUAUAUCGAAGGGUUUGGGGGAUAUUUGCUUUCUCAUGAGGUGUACCUCUAUGUAUUUGACGCGUUGCUUAUGUUUGCGGUCAUGCUGAUAUUCCAUGUCGUUCACCCGAGCGAGCUCAAUGCUUGGUUGAAGUCGGGCGGGCUAGUUAGCAAGGGGUUUCGGUUCGAAAGGCUGAACGGGAAUUCGAUACCCAUCAGCUGA
Aspergillus niger is the source of this 849-nucleotide messenger RNA. RefSeq lists its product as uncharacterized. The record is from RefSeq and is a predicted model, not a curated record. Bases 1 to 849 code for a protein of 282 amino acids. Gene Ontology annotation, cellular component: membrane. The transcript has 3 exons. NCBI's taxonomy places the organism in Eukaryota, Fungi, Ascomycota, Eurotiomycetes, Eurotiales, Aspergillaceae.